Molecule: messenger RNA, 1176 nt
Organism: Lactuca saligna
Lineage: Eukaryota; Viridiplantae; Streptophyta; Magnoliopsida; Asterales; Asteraceae
Source: the annotation of a GenBank genome assembly
AGAAUCAUGAACGGUCACAUUUAUGUUGAUGCAUUUUCAUUGCUACUGAACUUCCAUUUGUGGUAUAUUUUGACACCCGUUCGUGUGAAUUUCAUUUGGAGAGACGUAAAAGCAAACAAACUCUUCAUUAUCCUCAUUGAUCAAAAUAGAGAAAAAUUGGUAGCAGUUGUUCCACAACAAAUGAUGCGUUUUGUUUAUGGAGGGAAUCUAUUGGGUGGUGUGUUCUCUUUAAACCAUUUCCAAAUCGAACCAACCUAUGCUGAGUAUCCGAGAUAUUGUUGGAAAAAUCAUCAAAGGCAAGCGAAAAUAUUUCCGUUACUUUGGUUUAAUGCCGUUAACUUCGUUCACUUUAUAUCUCCAAGAUGGCCCUGUUCAAUGGGGACUGUAGAUAAGGGAAACGAAAACUGUGAUGAUUCCCAAAACCCGAUAGAUAUAGAAAAAGAAAAUCGAAAAAGAUACAAUAGAAACUAUUAUGCACGAAAAAAGGAGAAAAACAAAAAGAGAAGAAUAGCUAACGGUGAAGGAUGUAGUCAACCUACAACACUCACAAGUUGCACUAUAAUGGAGACAAACGAAACAAAUAUCAACGAAGAUUCCUCUGUGAGUGUUAUAAGUGCUGCUCAGAGGACGAGUACUUAUAAUAAAGAAUAUUAUCAACGAAGAAAGGAACGAACUAUGAUGACAAAAAGAAGAGUAUACGCCUUUCAGGACGAUCCGUAUGAUUUUGUUUAUGAAAAUAUCCGUAUGGAACAUCGUAUAUUAAAGGCUCAAAACCCUUGUGUUUAUUGUGGAGCAAAGCGACUACAAUAUGAAUUCCCUACCUUUUGUUGCAUGAGUGGGAAGACAAAACUGGCACACUCCCCUAUUCCCACAGAGUUGCACCAACUCUUCACAAGGCAAGAGCAGCUAGAAGAAAGCUUCAGGGAUGGUAAAUCGAGGUAUUUACAGUUGUAUUUUUAUGACGGUGAAGCUGAAAUAUCACAAAGAUCCUCCUGGAAGAAUGUUGAUAGAAGAAUCAUCCAAAAACUAACACGUAUUCUAGCUUCGAAUCCGUACGUUAGAACAUUUAAACAACUUUCUGAUCUAGGACCGCUUGAUAAUUAUAGAGUGACUUUGAAUGCAUCGGUGGAGCUUGACCAAAGGGUGUACAAUAAGCCUACCACAUCUGAGGUGUGA